This is a messenger RNA of Dioszegia hungarica, 1602 nucleotides long. Its product is annotated as triose-phosphate transporter family-domain-containing protein. Gene Ontology annotation, molecular function: phosphoenolpyruvate transmembrane transporter activity; antiporter activity. Bases 1 to 1602 code for a protein of 533 amino acids. Lineage: Eukaryota; Fungi; Basidiomycota; Tremellomycetes; Tremellales; Bulleribasidiaceae. The transcript has 5 exons. Gene Ontology annotation, biological process: phosphoenolpyruvate transmembrane import into Golgi lumen. Gene Ontology annotation, cellular component: endoplasmic reticulum; Golgi apparatus. The record is from RefSeq and is a predicted model, not a curated record.
AUGUCUGAUCCUCGGCAGCGGGCGCCUUUUGCUCGUCUGGCAUCCUAUGCCACCGGACCCGUCCUCUCGGAGCCCAAAAGCGCACACCGGUCGGACUAUCCCUCAGGCUACGAGACGCCUCCUCGCGUAUCCUCUCCCGCUCCCAAUCCCUUCGCUAUCCCCACCCUCACCGUCCCCAAAGCCGACACGGUCCGCUUCGUCGCCCUCUGCAUAUUAUGGUACGGCUCGUCGGCUCUCUCGUCCAAUACCGGCAAGGUCAUCAUGACGAGCUUUCGGUUCCCAGUGACAAUGACGAUCAUACAAUUCUUCUUUGUCGCUGGGUACUGCAUCAUCAUCAGCAAGCUGGGAUGGGCAACGCGGCUGCGGACAGUCAAUUGGACACAUGUGCGGAGUACGCUCCCAAUGGCUGGGUUCCAGGUGGGAGGGCAUAUCUUUAGCUCGUUGGCGAUCAGUCGAGUUCCGGUUAGCACGGUGCACACCAUCAAAGCCCUAUCCCCUCUCUUCACAGUCCUCGCCUACGCCGUCCUCUUCUCGGUCUCCUACUCCCCCGCAACCUACAUCUCCCUCCUUCCCCUCACUUUCGGCGUCAUGCUCGCUUGCUCCUCCGACAUGGCAGCUUCCAACAUUUUUGGCCUCAUCUGCGCCUUUGGCUCCACCCUCAUCUUCGUAUCCCAAAACAUCUUCUUCAAAAAGGUCAUGCCCACCAACGCCGAGGCCUCGCAGCACGGCAAGCUGGACCGGAUCAACCUCCUCUAUUUUUCCUCCGGCCUCGCCUUCUUCCUCAUGAUCCCGGUAUGGAUCUACUCGGACUUUUGGCGUUUAUGGUCAUAUACCAACUCGAGCGCCAAGUCGGACUCCACCCUCGUCAUCUACUUCUUCCUGAACGGAACUGUUCAUUUCGCACAGAACCUUCUGGCAUUCGCCAUCCUUAGCUCCACUUCCCCCGUCACCUACUCGAUCGCGUCCCUCGUCAAGCGGAUAGCGGUCAUCUGCCUCGCCAUCAUAUGGUUCAAGCAGUCGGUGCACGCCCUACAGGGCGUAGGUAUUGGAUUGACGGCGGUCGGACUGUGGAUGUACAAUAAUUCCAAGAGGGAUGUUGAGAAGGGAGAGAAGCGGAUGCGGCAGGUGGAAGCAAGCAGGGAUGGUAUCUUGCCGCAGAACUUGGCGGAGGCGGGAGCGCUGCUCGGGGAUGGAUCCCGCAAGGAGUCGCACUCGCCGGCACCGUUCUACCCUUCUUCCCUUCCGCCAUCUUCCAUCCUGCACUCGGGAUAUCAACAUCCCGGACCCCUCCCUCCCGGUCCUCAUUCCGAAAAGUCACGCCCCUCUCCACCUCCAUCCGCCCCACCACAAGACUCCACCUCCUCCCGCCUUCGCCGCCUAUCCAAUGACCCACCCACAACGGCGGAGCCUAUACGCUUUCCCCGUGUCGAGGUGUAUAUGUCUCAGAGCAGCCCGUCGGGACCGCCAGUCGUCCGCUCCGACAUACGCCCCGCACAUGCGUCGAGAACCAGUGAAGGCGGAUCUACCCGGUAUACCAGGCCCUCACGUCCUCCGGCUUCCAGUAUCGACCCAACACGCCCCGAUCCUCAUUAUUCCACCUGA